UCCGUCAAAUGAGAGUCCUUUGAAAAGUGCAAAGUCAACUGGCAAGGACUCAUCAGUGAUUAGGGGUCAAAAGUCUCCUAGAAAGGGAUCAACCAUACAACGGGGUCAAAGGUUAUCUGGUAACAGGCCAUCUAUACAAUAUGUUCAAAGGUCACCUGGUAAAGAGCUAUCCAUUCUACAAGGUCAAAAGUCAAAUGCUGUUGACCUGGAUGAAACCAUGGCACCUGAUUCAGUAAGACUGGAGAAACUGCCCAGAUGUAACAGGACUUCGUCAUCAGAUGAUAGUGAGUACACUUUGAGUAGAAAUGGAAGUAUGGAUCCAAAUGUACACUUGUCAGUACUGUGUGAUGAGGAGUCAGAACUUAUCUUGGAAAGUCAUGAAAUCCCAUCAAGAAAAAAGUUGUCAUUCCAUAAACAGGGGGAUGUGGGAAUAAAGGAUAGGUGUUGUAUUGAGUUUGACAGCGACGAGGUCCAUGCUCCCUCAUUAGAUUGUAGUGUGGCCACGUUAAAGGAUUUUCACAUUGAUGAUUUGGCACAGGGUGACAAUGGACCAGAACGUCUCACCUCAACAUGUAUUGACGAGGAUUCACAGGGUGACAAUGGACCAGAACGUCUCACCUCAACAAGUAUUGACGAGGAUUCACAGGGUAUUCCCUGUAGUUCACGUAGUGUUAAGUUUGGGUCAAGGAAAAGACGUGUCAUUGUGACAACUGGCUACAACUCGGAAGAUGAUUGUGAGAAGGAAGAUGGAAAUCCAGCUGAGGAACUGGAAAACAUGGAAGAAUUGGAUGAUAGUUUUGAUAAAUUGCCAGACAAGGCUGUGGCUAAGUAUGCCUUUGUGGGGGUGGUGAGAAAACAAAACGAGAGGCGUAAUCUGAUCGGCUACGAGUGUAAGGAAUGCUAUGAGUACUACUCUGCGAUGGGUUUGAGUGAUGAAGAGGUGAGACAGAGAGUCCAGACAUGCUCCAAACAUCGUGCCCACUAUGUUCCACCCGAGACCCCGCCCCACUUCUGGUCUGUGGGCUUCCCUGACACACAGGAGUGUGAAGAGAGAGGUAUGCAGAUUCCCUGUUGA
This is a messenger RNA of Pecten maximus, 1075 nucleotides long. RefSeq names its product DNA endonuclease RBBP8-like. The coding region runs from base 218 to 1075 and encodes 285 amino acids. The transcript has 4 exons. Lineage: Eukaryota; Metazoa; Mollusca; Bivalvia; Pectinida; Pectinidae. Gene Ontology annotation, molecular function: damaged DNA binding; single-stranded DNA binding; Y-form DNA binding. The record is from RefSeq and is a predicted model, not a curated record. Gene Ontology annotation, biological process: DNA double-strand break processing involved in repair via single-strand annealing; double-strand break repair via homologous recombination. Gene Ontology annotation, cellular component: site of double-strand break.